CCUUGUUACAGUCAACAUCAUGAAGCUGGUGAUAGUGUCGAUGCUUGUUGCCGUCUUGGUGGCCUCCAGUUAUGCUGAACCUGAAGUGAGUUCCUUCUCCACCUCCUCUACCGCAGGAGGAGGCUUUGGACUCUCCAGCCCGAGCAUUGGAGGAGGCUUUGGCUCAUUUGGUGAAGGAACACGUCACGGUUCCUUUGGAGGUGUUGGUGGAGGCUACGGUUCCGGAAGCGGCGCCACAAGUCAUUCCAUUUUCAACCUUGGAACGCCACAGGUUGGAUACGGAAGCAGCUUUGGACAUGGAGGAUCUUCAAACCUAGGUUUCGGUAGCAGCUCUCUUGGUGGUUAUGAUGGCAGUUCCUUCGGUGGAGGUUUCAGUGGCAAUUCCUUUGGUCGAGGAUUUGGUGGCAGCUCUCUUGGCGGUAGUUACGGUGCCAGCUCCCUGGGUGGUUUUGGUAGCAGGUCCCUCAGCAGUGGUUUUGGUAGUAACUCAUUUGGUGGAAGAUUCGGUGGUGGCUCUAUUGGCAGCAUCGGAGCAUCGUAUGGGAAAUAAAUAUAAGAACUGCAAGAACAUGAAACAGUAAUGAGAUUUGGAAUUCUUUCAAAUAGUAUUUAUAUUUUCCAAGCUCUCCAAACUCAACUUUCCAGCACUCAGAAUUUAGCAUUCCAGUAUUCUGAGGUCAACAUUCCAGCACUCAGACGUCAACAUUCCAACACACAGAAGUCAAAAUUCCAGAACUCAGAAAUCAACUUUCAAGCACUCAGAAGUAAACUUUCGAAUGAGAUCAUCUGCAAUGAAAAAUUGAGUUAAAUUACUUUAUUUGAGGUAUAAAUCUCAGAAGGUUUGAAAGAGACAUCAAUAUAUAUGAACAGUAUCUCAAUAUGCUUUAUAUGUUAAUCACUAACAGUUUUUAUGUAUAAUUUUCCAUGUUUGAGCACAAAACAUGUUAUCAUUAUUAAAACAAAUAAAUAGUACUAU
This is a messenger RNA of Procambarus clarkii (red swamp crayfish), 976 nucleotides long. The record is from RefSeq and is a predicted model, not a curated record. Lineage: Eukaryota; Metazoa; Arthropoda; Malacostraca; Decapoda; Cambaridae.